AUGUGAAGGGCACAGCCCAUGGAUCAUGUGAGAAGGCACAACCCGUGGUUCCUGUAGGCUGUAGUGUCUUCCUCCACGGUUUGGUCGUCCGAAGAGCGGCGGUGAGCGCUGAGGGGCCCCCGCCGGCGCCUGCAGCACGCCCUGUCGCUUCAGCCUGCAAGCGACGCACGCCACUGACACCUCCACUGCGGCGAUCGGAGCCGCGCGCUAGAUCCAACACUCUCACCGGAAUCGUGGCGGAUUCCGGCGCCGGCGGCCCCGCUCCAGAUCUGCCGCCUUCGGGUGGCGUUGGCCUGCCGCCUGCCUGCCUGGGUGGAGUGCUUCGCAGACUCGCAGUGGCUGGCGGCCUUUCGUUGUCUCCAGGUUACCGCCUCCACUGCAUUUGGUUCAGAGGCUACCUUUCUGUUGCCUUGCCAGUAACAAGUCUAGCAUUGCCCGACACUGUGAUGCACUGAUGCCUUGUCGAGCGAGGAUAGCGAGCAAGGAUGUGUGCCUGCUAUUUGCUUAACCUUGCACAACCUUUGUUAUCAUGUGUAGGAGUAUAAUUAUAAUCAGCUUCUUAUAUUAUGUUUAAAUUAUAACUCAGGCAUCACUGCAUGUGCAGAUGUUGUAGGUCCAGCGAUUCACAGUUGCGAUCAAAGCCAAACCAUACAGUAGCAGUGUAGAUUGAUCUGCUCUGUGCCCUGUCAUUUCUUGCAGUUGCAGUAGCAAUUUAUAUCUUCAAAUAAAAUGCAUAUUCUACAACCAAUCCAGUUAUAUUCGCUUUGAACCUUUUAUUUAAAUUUAAGAAAAAAAAUCAAUUAUUUGAUCUCUUGGAAAGAAAAGUAAGAAUUGUACGUAUGUUAAAUGAACGUAGCACCUUGGCUGGGUCCGCGCAGGGGCUGGACGACAGUAAUAAGUCAUAUGGUGAUUUAAAUUGUUAAGUACGCUAGGAAUAAGUCAUAAAUUGGUUGUGAUUUUUUAGGCCAUAUUCCUAGGCGUGUGCCUCACUUAUAACUUGUGUAACGAUUUUCAUUUGGUGAUCUUGCAGUCUAGCCAUGGAGAGGGUUUCAUCAGCUCCAGAAAUGGAUGAUGUUAUCUCAACUGAUCAGUCAAGCAGAUCAACAAAAAGAAGGGCUAAAGUUUGGGAUUAUGUUGAUUCAGAGCUAGUAGAUGGGAAAGAGAAGGCGAUCUGCAAAUACUGUAAGGCCCACUUAUCUUCUGUUGCGGGUAAAGGUACAACUCAUCUGAAUAGGCACAUUUCUACGUAUUGCCAUGCAAUUUCACAAGAAGAGAGACAAAGGUUCUUAGCGACCCAAAAAACAAAACCUGAUGAGGCUCAUGUUUUCGACCCUGUAGUCUUUCGAGGUCUAAUAGCCAAGUACUUCCUUAGCGCAGAGAUUUCAUUUCGAAAGUGUGAAGAUCCAUCCUGGAAAGAAAUGAUAAAUUACUGCCAACCAUCUUUUCGAUUAGUCGGUCGACAGACUGUCCGUUCAGAUUGCAUUUUGUUGUAUGAAGAGGAGAAGUUGCAAUUGAUGGACCAGUUUACGAAGUUGAAAUCCCAUGUUAGUUUGACUGCCGAUCUUUGGUCCUCUAACCAAAACCUUGGCUAUCUUGGUGUAACAGCACAUUUCAUUAGUGAAGACUUUGAUUUGCACAAAAAGAUCAUUGCAUUCAAGAAAAUUUCCUUACCUCAUACAUCUUAUGUUGUGCAAGAUGGUAUUACCUCUUGUUUGCUAGAGUGGGGAUUGGUUGGGGAUUUGUUUACUCUAACAUUGGAUAAUGCUAGUGUAAACAAUAGAGCAAUGAAAGAUAUGCGAGAUGCAUUGGGUAGUCAGAUGUUUUUUAGUGGUGAACACCUCCAUGUGAGAUGUUCUUCUCAUGUGCUCAAUAUCAUGGUUCAAGCUGGACUGAAAGUCGUUCCAAAUGCAAUCGGGAGCGUGAGGGAUAUUAUCAAGGUCGUGACAUCUACACCAUCUCGUUUGCAAAUCUUCAAUUCUAUUGUUCAAGCAUUGGGUCUUAAAAGUAAAUCAGGGCUGAUUCUUGAUGUUCCACAUCGUUGGAAUGCAACGUAUGAUAUGUUAAAUGAAGCACUAAAAUAUAAGGCUGCUCUUAAUAGGUAUGCAACAGAGCAACAUCAUGAAUGUCCCACUGAAGAAGAUUGGUCAAAGGCAGAAGCUCUUCAUGGUUUUCUACAAGAGUUUAGUGAUGCAACCAAAGCAUUCUCAGCGGAUAGACAUCCCACAUCUCAUCUUUUUCUCAAGUUGUUGCUCGUUAUCCGAGGUGUGCUGCUUGAUGUGACUUGGAACUCAAAUGAACUCAUUAAUGAGAUGGCAAAUGUUAUGUAUGCUAAGUUCCAAAAAUAUUGGGAAAAUCCUAAUAUUGUGUUGCUCAUAGCUGCUGUUCUAGAUCCAUCAAUGAAGACCGAAUUUGUCAAGUUCUAUUUCUACACAAUUGGUGAUAAUGUUGAUGUGAAGAUGAGGGAGCUAAAAAGGUACUUGAAGAAAUAUUACCUAGAGUAUGAGAAAAUCAUAAGGAGUCCUAGUUUGCCUGUCUUUAUUCCUCAUGAGGAUCAGAUGAGAAGUGAGACUUUUACUUCUUCACCUCUCUGUGGUAAAAGAAGGGUGGAACAUGCAUUUGCUCAAUUUGCAUCUCAAAAUAUGGAUGCCCGUCCAGAGCGAACAGAAAUGGAUACUUACUUGGAGGACCCUAGGAUCCUUGUCAAGCCGGAUGAAAACUUCAAUGUUUUAGGAUGGUGGAAGAAAAACAUAGAUGCCUAUCCAAUAUUGUCUUUGAUGGCUAGAGAUUUUUUGGCUAUUCCUGUGAGUACGGUAUCCUCAGAAUCUGCCUUUAGUGCAGCUGGUAGAAUUCUUGGAAAAAAUAGGACAUCACUAUCUCCUGAAACACUUGAAGCUUUAGUCUGUGCCAAAGACUGGUUGAUUGGAUUCAAUGAUGAAGAAGAAGGUGAACCAAUGACAGGAAAGCGAAUGUUUGAUUCAGAUGAUGAAGAAGAUGAUUGGGAAAUUUGAUAUUUAGGUCCAAUGAGCAGAUGUUUAGUAGAAUAGCCUGUUGUUGAGUGUAGCAAGAUCGAUGAUUCAGUGAUAACAAAGUGACUUACCUUCUCCUUCAUCUAUGCACAUUCAAGGUAACUACUGAACCGUUGUUUGGGAACUACGUACUGAACCAUUGCCUGCUAUCCAGCUGAACCGUUGCCUGCUAUCCAGCUGAACCGUUCGGCCACCAUCCAUGAGAAGAUGAUGGAAAUGUGGAAAAGCAAUUUCAUUGUGAACUGUUGCCUGCUAUCUAGCUAAGAUGUUUGCUGUCAGUUCCGGGACUGAUAUAUAUAUGCUUAUGAUGUGUAUUUUGAGACAGAUGGAUGUAAAUAGUUUUUUGGUAGACUUGCGUUCUGCAAUGGGUGGCCAUGUAUGUGUGAGCCCAUGAAUUAUACUAAUUCAAUAAGCUAGUGGUGGUGCUUGCAUGUU
Zea mays is the source of this 3461-nucleotide messenger RNA. Its product is annotated as zinc finger BED domain-containing protein RICESLEEPER 2. The record is from RefSeq and is a predicted model, not a curated record. The transcript is spliced from 3 exons. Gene Ontology annotation, molecular function: protein dimerization activity; DNA binding. NCBI's taxonomy places the organism in Eukaryota, Viridiplantae, Streptophyta, Magnoliopsida, Poales, Poaceae. The coding region runs from base 1038 to 3008 and encodes 656 amino acids.